Messenger RNA from Drosophila montana, 2818 nucleotides. Its product is annotated as zinc finger protein Xfin. Gene Ontology annotation, biological process: regulation of transcription by RNA polymerase II. The transcript is spliced from 3 exons. Gene Ontology annotation, molecular function: RNA polymerase II cis-regulatory region sequence-specific DNA binding; DNA-binding transcription activator activity, RNA polymerase II-specific. Gene Ontology annotation, cellular component: nucleus. The record is from RefSeq and is a predicted model, not a curated record. NCBI's taxonomy places the organism in Eukaryota, Metazoa, Arthropoda, Insecta, Diptera, Drosophilidae. Bases 809 to 2605 code for a protein of 598 amino acids.
GUUACUGUUAUUGUUGUUGUUCUUGUUCGCAUUGUUGUUGGGGCCGCGAUUCGCUUCGUUUCGGUCGUGCUUUAAUGGAGCUUGCCUCCUUCGCUCCCCCCUAUUGUCGGCGUCUGCUUCACUGCUCGCCGUUUGCUGCUCGAAGUAAUCUUGAAAAUCGUGAGUUGAGUUUUGCGCGACGCUCGCUGGUUUCUUUUUCUCUCACCAUGCGCGAUCGUUGUUGUUGUUGUUGUGUUGUGUGUGUUUGGGGCCUUGCUUUUGGUUCGCCCUGCGCAUUUUCUUUGUUUUUCGUUUUGGGUUUGGUGCUGUGCGCGCCUGAAGAAAAAUCAAGUUAACAGCCAACGCACGCAACGGUACAGGGUGUGGGCAGGGACAGGGGCAGCAGCAAAGAGGAGCAGUUUGCCGGGUCGCGAACGCUAGUUUUUGUUGUUUUCAAUAUGCGCGUACAUUAAAAAUAAAAAGCCUGCAGCCCGCUUCAACGUUGGCGUCGACGUCGAUGCCGUCUUGCCUGUUGCGCCCGCUGUUUUGUUGCUGCUGCUGCUGUGCUGCUCUGCUUGUUGUUGUUGCCUCGCUUCGCUGAUUCGGACUGAGCAGCGACUGAGGCAGCGGGCCGACAGAAACUCGACUUUUGGCGUUUGUCGAGGUUGCUGAGCCCGGGCAAGCGAGCUGCGAAUCCAGUUUCUUCUUCACUCGGCCUCGGCUAACAACGCGAAACAGCCACGGCAAAAAAUCAGCGCCAGUCACAAAUUACUUUUCCCUCUUUUUAAUUUCUUCUUUUUUUUUGUUGCAAAUUGUUCCUCGAUUGUUAAUGUAUUGCGGCAAGGGUAUGGAGCUUGCGUCCGCUGGCUGCGCUGACUGCUGCAGCGACUGCGUCAGCGCGGCGCCCACUUGCUGCACUGCUACGGGCUGCUGCGAUUCUGCCUGCUGCGACGUCAAUUGCCAGCUGCUGCCGCCAGAUCCCAAUAACUAUGAAUACCACGAGCCGGAAGAGAACUUUGUGUCCAUUGACGAUGCCAAGAUAAAGAGCCUGCUGCUCCAGAUUGGACAGCAGCAGCAGCAGGAGCUGCGACGCCAGCAGCAGCAGCAGCUGCGACGCCAGCAGCAACAGCAACAACAGAUUAUCGAGCUUUUGGACGAUGAUGAGGCUAGCGUGGAGCAGCCGCCGCCUUUGCUAAUUAGUGCAGCGCAAAGCUUAAAUCCAGGGAAACGCCUUUGGACAGAUAAACAACAAAUUACCAAGAAACUGAAGCAGAGACAACAUCGAAUUGUGGCCAGGAUUGAGCUAAGCGACAGUGAAUCCGAGAAUGAACCGACAGAGCCAGCGCCGAGCAGAAACAGCGAAGAGAAUUUGCCUUUGGCUACUGUCAGCUGCGAGCUAGUGGAACCACCGCAGAUCAUUGAGCUGCCGUCGGACGAGGAGGAGCAGCUCCAGCCGCAGAAACAGUCAACUAAAGCUGCGCCCCGCAAGCGACCACCGAGACCCUAUAUAAAGAGACGCGGUCGGCACUUUUACCAGUGCCAGGCAUGCGGCAAAAAGGUGCAGUCCAAUUACAAUCUGCGUCGCCACAUGAUGAUCCACACAGGUGAGCGACCCUUUCCCUGUGAUUUGUGCGAACGUCGCUUUCGCGAGUUCAGCGACCUCAAGAAGCAUCGCCGACGACACAUGAACGAUCCGCGCUAUAUAUGCAUGAUCUGUCGCUUGCAUCCGCCCAUGGAGCAGGACUCUACGCGCUGUGUGGAUUGCGAGGGCAAGAAUCUGCUCUUGGGUCCGCAGGACUGUGAUGAUGUGGAGACUGAAAAGGGGCCGGACGAAGAGCCGGAUCAAGAGAUCGAUCAGGAAUCGGACCAGGACCAGGAAUUUGUCGUGGAGGAGCAGAACGUAAAUGAAUUUACGUCCUUACCCGUGGCAACCGUAAUGGCUUCACGGCCGCCCACGCUGCUGGUAACGCUGGUGCCCGCACCCACGCCAGCCCCACCCCUACCAGUUAGUGCACCUGUAGCCACGCCCACACCCGCCCCGCCGUCACGUCCACCACUGCCGCGCAGCUGCAGCAGCGCCAACUCCUCAUCCUCGCUUAGCAACGAUGUGGCGCCACGGAGGUUGGCGCGAAAUUCGCGCAAUCGGCGCUCCUAUCCCUGCCCGUUGUGCCAACGUCCGUUUGGCACGCGCCACAAUCUCAAGCGCCACUACAUGAUCCACACCGGCGAGAAGCCAUUCAGCUGCAGCAAGUGCCGCAAGCCGUUCCGCGAGUGCUCCACCCUCAAGAAGCAUAUGGUGACCCAUGUGCGCGAACGCUGGUACAAGUGCCUCAGGUGUCCCGCCAAGUAUCAGGAUUAUUUGCACUACACGGAGCACAAGGCGACGCAUGGCCAGGACACGCAGCUGGAGACGGACACAAAUAAUCGCCACAGACAGCGUUCAUCUGAGAGCGAGGAUGGCGAUGGCGACAGCUCUGUGGAUGACUGGCUGGAGUGCUGCGAGUGCCAGCUGCGUUUCACCCAACUGGAUGCCUAUACGGAGCAUCUGAAGAAGCACGACCUGGAGCUGUAUGGCCUGAGUGUCGACGAUCUGGACGAUGAGGAUCAGGAUGUAGAUGUGGCCUAAUAUUGAUCAGUUAUAGAUAUACACAUUCCAUUUGUUAAACUUGUUGCAUUCCAAACUUGGCCCUACAUUUUCCUUAAGAGCUGAAAAAAUUGUACUGAAAAGGAACUUCCCUAUGCUGGAAUAACUUAAUUAAGAAUAUAAAUUAUACAUAUUUGUUAUAUAAGAUGUCUACGCAGAAUGCGUAGCUUUAAGGCCCCAUGAAAUAUAUUUUUG